Misgurnus anguillicaudatus (oriental weatherfish) is the source of this 1056-nucleotide messenger RNA. NCBI's taxonomy places the organism in Eukaryota, Metazoa, Chordata, Actinopteri, Cypriniformes, Cobitidae. The record is from RefSeq and is a predicted model, not a curated record.
UCUCUGCCACUGUGGUUUUAUGCAUCUACAGUGUUUGUAGGUGUUUUACUGAGUUAUUUCUUGCAGUUACUUAUCGCAGUUAAUUGUUUUGGGGGUGCAUGGCCACUUUGUUUUAGUUACAUACUGGAUGUUAUUUCUGCACCGAGUUUUAUAAAGCGCAGCAUUGAGUUGGAUUGUGUGUCUUUGUCAUCGUGCCACAUGGCCAUGUAGGAUGAGUUCGGCAUAAUUCGGAAGAAUAUGUUUAAAAAUCUCGUUUUCAUCUUUCUGUUUAUCUUACAUGGUAUGUUUGGUGUUGAUGGAGUUGAAGUGAAGUCAGUGUCAGUGAUGGAGGGAGAUUCUGUUACUCUACAAACUAAUAUUACUGAAAUACUGAGAAAUGAUCAGAUACUGUGGAUGUUUGGACCUAAAGAGACUCGUAUUGCUGAAAUCUAUAAGGAAAUAAUAGAUAUGCAUGAGAGUAAUAAAACAUUUGGAGAUAGACUGAAACUGGACAGUCAGACUGGAUCUCUCACCAUCACAAACAUCACAAUCACAAACUCUGGACUUUAUAAACGGACCAUCAUUAGCAACAGAGGGAAUUCAGAGAAGAGAUUUAAUGUUACUGUCUAUGCUCCUCUGCCCAUUCCUGUCAUCACUCGUAACUCUUCAAACUGUUUAUCAUCAUCAGAAAGAUCUUCAAGCUCAAAAUGUGUGUUGUUGUGUUCAGUGUUGAAUAUGAGAGAUGUGAGUCUGUCCUGGUACAAAGGAAACAGUUUAUUGUCCAGCAUCAGUGUGUCUGAUCUCAACAUCAGACUCUCUCUACCUCUGGAGGUUGAAUAUCAGGAUACAAACACAUACAGUUGUGUGGUAAACAAUACCAUCACAAACCAAACUCAACAUCUCAACAUCACUUUUUGUCAGCUAUGUUCAGAACAGAGGCAACAUAUACAUCUCAUAGCACUGAUAGCUAUUCUGCUGGUGCUGUUGCUACUCAUAUCUGGAGCUUCUGGACUAGUGUACUGGAAGAACAAGAAAUGUAAAACAACAAGACAACAAGGAACCUGCUGGACCAGUUGA